Molecule: messenger RNA, 2418 nt
Organism: Rhineura floridana
Lineage: Eukaryota; Metazoa; Chordata; Lepidosauria; Squamata; Rhineuridae
Gene: JOSD2
Product: Josephin domain containing 2
Exons: 5
Coding region: 216-779 (187 amino acids)
Biological process (GO): protein deubiquitination
Molecular function (GO): cysteine-type deubiquitinase activity
Source: RefSeq, a predicted model, not a curated record
UCCGGCCGGCCCGUGAGGCAUGCUGGGAGCUGAAGUUCUUUCAUCACGCCCAAGGCUUGCUGGGAAUCAUCGUCUCCUCACCCCUACACAGUCAGCCUAGCCUAAAAACAAGCUGUUUGUGGGACAGUCAUGGUGGGGAGUUUUUAUGAUUGGAGUGGUGGUUUUUCAAAGGGUUGAUUUCUUGAGAGAGGACCUCUUGGACCUGCGUGGAUGUGAUGUCUGGAUCAGGACGAAAUGAGGCAUCUGGGCUUUACCAUGAACGCCAGCGCCUGGAGCUUUGUGCUGUCCAUGCCCUGAACAACGUCCUGCAGGAAAGGCUUUUCACCCAGGAGACUGCUGAUGAGAUCUGCAAGAGGCUGGCCCCAGAUGCCAGGUGGAACCCCCACCGAAGCUUUCUGGGGACUGGUAACUAUGAUGUUAAUGUCAUCAUGGCAGCUCUCCUAAGUGUCGGUCUAGAAGCCAUCUGGUGGGACAAGCGGAGGUCCCUAGAGCAGCUGUCCCUGGAAGGGGUUCUUGGAUUCAUCAUCAAUGUCCCAUCCAAUGUAUGUUUGGGCUUCCUGUCCCUCCCUGUGAGGCGCCGUCACUGGAUUGCUGUGCGUCAGCUGGACGGCAUCUACUACAAUCUUGACUCCAAGCUGAAGGCUCCAGCUCCGAUUGGCGGUGAAGCUGACCUCAGGGCGUUUCUGCAGGAAGUGCUGUCUCAGGGCCCUUGCGAGUUACUGCUGGUUGUGCCGCAUGAGUCAGGCGAAACUGAGAACUGGCUAAGCACUGUGAGGUGACUCCUGGCAUCCACAGAUCCAUCUGGGCCUGGCCAGAAGCACUCUGCCUCCACCCUGUUGUGCUGGCUGCUGCAUGCAUUAUGGGGAGGAGGGAGUGGUACAUUCUCCCAUUUUAACACUGCCACUCUGGGAGUCAGAGUAUGAAAUCCAUCCUCCCCUCUCCUUCAGGAAAUGAAGGUUCCUAGCUUCCCCCUUGCUUUUUAAAGACUUUGCCUACCCUGGGACAGUAUGGAAUAAAGGAUGUGAUACCAAAUGGUGGAGGGUCUCCUGGCACGACCAAUUAGACCUGUGAGAAAAAUCAUGCAGUGUCUUCUUACAGUGACCAGUCAGGUCUUUCUGGAGUGUGUGUAUGUAUGUAAUCUUACAGGCAGCUGUGACGGUGUUGUUGAACCCUUGUGUGAUUUCUGGCAUGUGGCUGUCACUGCUAUCAAUGUGUCUGAAUGAUGCGGUGGUGCUUCUGUCCAUUAUAGCAUAGCAGACCUCUCUUCUCAGCAUAUAUGUGAUCCGUUUAUAAAAAAACAGCUUCUGCUAAUACAUCACAGUGAGUUCCGUGGGUUAAGCAAGAGCUUCCUUUUGCCUUUUUGCCUUAAAUCUGCUGCCUCUUCAUUUUGGGGAGUGAUGCUCGUGGCUUCAAAACAGGACGUUGGAAUGGGAGGUUGGGGAGAAGAGGGAAGAGGCACAUGCUGAGGAGCCAAAGAUGUCAUGCCAAAGUUUGCAUUGAUGAGAGGGGCCUUUUUGGGAGGUGAGGAAGUUUUUGGGAACUGUUGAAUUAAGAACGACAGCAAUCUAAUUAGGCGGGUUAUGUGAAGAGACCUGUCUUUUUUUCUGCUCUCUCAAGAUUGCCUGGAAUGGUAUUUGCAGGGCAUCUCAUUUUUUCUGCUGCAGGUUAUAGAAAAGAUUGGGAGUUGGGAACUCUGGAGUAGCUAUAUGAUGAGUGAAAGUUAUGAAGGGAGAAAAGGAGAGUGAAAAUGAAGUUUUCUUGGUAUGUGGAGAACUGGGAUGAAGCUGGCUUGAGGAAUUAUUGGGCUGGAGUCAUGGACUGGAUUGCACAGAGUGCUGGCAGAGACACAAGGUUGUAAGCACUGAAUGGACCUUCUGCGCUUGUAAUGUUGGUUGACAGAAAUUCAACAGGGGCAAUUUCUCCUAGCAUUAUUAGGGGUUGGGGAAAAUCUGUGCCUGUUGAAUUUCUACUUAUCAUACUUUUGUUCCAAACUGCAGGAGCUCUGUUGGGCUGGGGCUUGGGGAAGGGGCAGUGACCCUAUCACUGCAAGGAAAAAACUUUUUUUGGGGGGGGGAGAGGGAGUCCUUUUAAAGAAAAGAGCAUAUUCCUUGUGCUACAGGAGGAAAACUGCAAAAGGAUCCAUGAAGUUCCUUGCAAUAGGUCAGAAACAGGUGGAGACUGCACAGGGUUUCCAUAGUGGUUGUGGAAUGAGAGGCUGGUACACUGCCCAGAUUGUUAUCCCCAUAAUAAUCCUCCACUUUUAAUGCUUUGUUUAGCUACUUUUGCUGCUUGUUGCCUGGCAGGGAAAACACCCUCCUCCUGCAACCGCCCCCCCAAGCCAUGAAGUUCCUUGAAAAACCUUAAAGAAGGAAAAAUGGAAUGAUAUAAAACCAAUAAAACAUGUGCUAGAGUUUGUGA